Lycium ferocissimum is the source of this 1188-nucleotide messenger RNA. RefSeq lists its product as uncharacterized. Lineage: Eukaryota; Viridiplantae; Streptophyta; Magnoliopsida; Solanales; Solanaceae. The record is from RefSeq and is a predicted model, not a curated record. The coding region runs from base 1 to 1188 and encodes 395 amino acids. The transcript is spliced from 2 exons.
AUGGCUCGACGUACUGUCCUUGCAUCAGUCUUGAUGAAUGACUAUAUUGACAACAAAGGGCCAACGACAAAGGAAAUCCAGAGAACGGUUUUCAGGGAGUUCCAUUGUAAACUAAGCUAUUGGCAGUGUUGGAAGGCAGGUGUAACGGCUAAGAACAUGGUUGGGACACGGAGCAUGGGUAUGCUUACCGCUUAUUCGUACAUGGUUAAAAAUCUAAAUCCAGGUUCCAGAAUUUGCAUUAGUCUUGAUGAUGCGGACAGGUUCAAAUAUUACUUCGUAGCUUACGGAGCUUGCAUUCGAGGAUAUAAACACAUGCGAAAAGUUAUUACCGCUGACGACACACAUUUAUACGACAAGUAUGAGGGUGUGUUGUUAUCCGCCGUCGCACAGGAUACUGGGAACCAUAUCUACCCAAUUGCUUUUUGCUUGGCGAACAAGAAGUGUGAUGAAUCCUGGACCUACUUCUUCGAGCAGCUGAGAUAUAUAAUCGCCGAUAAACCAGACUUUUGCAUCAUCUCUGAUAGGCACAAGAGCAUAUCCAACGGUGUUUCCAGAAAUUUUGAGCAUGCUCGUCAUGGACUAUGCAUGAAGCAUCUUAGUGAUAACCUUCGAAAAAAUUUCCAAUAUGGAGAUUCUCUUCAUGUGUACUAUGAUACAGCAAAGGCAUAUCGUUACCAGGAGUUCAAUGAACAUUUUCAGCAAUUAAGGGAUAAAAACCCCGAAGCUGCUAAUUUCCUCGAGUUUGACAUUGGAUUUGACAAGUGGAGCAGGGCAUAUUUUCCAGCAAAUAGGUACGAUGUGCUGACCAUAAACAUUGCGGAGUUGCUAAACUCAAUGUUGAGGAUGAAAGAGAGUACCACUACGCUAAGGGAAAAGAUGAAUGAGGGCGACUCCUUGUUUAUCAGUAAUAUAAAUAGGGAUGCCAACGAGUUCACCGUAGUCGGCAGUGGCCUAACUGCCAAAGUCAAUCUACUGAACAAAACAUGCACUUGUAGAGAGUACGACUUGGUGAUAUUACCGUGUGCUUAUCGGAUGGCAGCCUUGAUAUUGAAGUACGAACCUGAUUAUUGUUCAAGCAUCUACGAGUAUUCCUCGCCCAUGUAUAAAGUUCAGUCUUACAUUCUUGCAUUUUGUGAAACUAUUAAUGCAGUCCCUACAAAGUUAGAAUGGGAAGUCCCGGAGAAGUAA